This is a messenger RNA of Aspergillus ruber CBS 135680, 563 nucleotides long. RefSeq lists its product as uncharacterized. Gene Ontology annotation, molecular function: ATP hydrolysis activity; ATP binding. The transcript is spliced from 2 exons. The coding region runs from base 15 to 563 and encodes 182 amino acids. Lineage: Eukaryota; Fungi; Ascomycota; Eurotiomycetes; Eurotiales; Aspergillaceae. The record is from RefSeq and is a predicted model, not a curated record.
CUGCACACUAGCUAAUGUAUCCUUCAGGAGAGCCACAAUCUGCCCUGUACGCCUCCACGGGCUCCAUCUGCCAAGUCCACAUCAAAUGGAAUGCCCGGGCAUUUGAUUCCUUGGUACUGCCUCACACACAGCAAGAUCUCAAGCAGCUGAUCCUUGCAUUUGCUGAUGCCCACUCCGAGCACCUCGAUAGCUUUGAUGAUAUUAUUCAAGGGAAAGGCCACGGUAUUAUCAUGCUCCCCAGUGGUCCCCCAGGUGUGGGAAAGACUCCUACCACAGAGAGCGUUGCAGAGGUCACGAAAGUACCUCUUUACGUGCUCAGCGCAGGCGAUCUUGGAACGAGCCCCUCAAAGGUCGAAAAUAGCCUGAAAGACAUCCUUUCCAUUGGUCCAAGGUGGAAUGCUGUUUUCUUGCUUGAUGAAGCUGACGUCUCCAUGGAAGCGCGUAAUACAACCGAUCUGGGACGGAACGAGCUUGUGUCCAUUUUCUUGAGAAUGCUUGAAUAUUACGAGGAAUUCCUCUUCCUUACGAGCAACCGCGCGGAGAAUAUCGACCCUGCCUUCUAA